AUGCCGCUUUGUCUCACCUUCAUUGACUUGAAGAAGGCCUUCGACUCAGUUGAGACGGAAGCGGUCGUGGAAGCCUCGGACAACCAAUGCGUCCCUACUCAGUACAUAACGGUACUUCGAGAGUUGUACAGUAACUUCACGAUCGGAAUUUCGUCAUUCUGCAAGAAUAUCACCACUGGGGUGAAAAGGGAGGUCCGACAGGGUGAUACAAUCUCACCCAAAAUAUUCACAGCCACCCUCGAGAACGCAAUGCGAAAGUUGGAAUGGGACGACAUGGGAGUGAAGGUUGAUGAUCGGCAGAUACACCAUUUGCGCUUCGCUGAUGACAUCGUACUGAUGACACCUAGCAUAAGCCAAGCGGAACGAAUGCUGACCGAAUUCGACGAAAAAUGUAGAUGCAUCGGUCUUCAGCUGAAUCUGCAAAAGACGAUGUUCAUGCGUCUCGGAUGCCCCAUUCACGCUCAACGGAACGAAUAUAUCCGAAUGCACCAGCUACAUUUAUCUGGGUCGAGAAUUGAACAUGAACGACCUGACCCCCGAGCUGGACAGGAGGACAGGAGCGGCUUGGGGCGGUAUAAGAGCAUCGAGGAUGUAGUGAAGGAGACCAGGAACACCCGGCUUUGUGCUCACUUCUUCAAAACCACCGUACUUCUUGCACUGACCUAUGUUUCGGAAACCUGGGCAUUUCGCAAACAGGAAGAAAACGCGGUGAGCGUCAUUGAACGCGCAAUUGAGAGAGUGAUGCUAGGAGUAUCCCGUUUCACGCAAGUGAGGGACGGGAUUCGAUGUCCUCUCCUACGUCAGCGAUCGAAAAUUAAAGACGCCGCCGCGUUUACCGAGGAAAGUGAAAUAAGGUUAUUAAGAUAUUAA
Messenger RNA from Necator americanus (New World hookworm), 870 nucleotides. RefSeq lists its product as uncharacterized. Bases 1 to 870 code for a protein of 289 amino acids. The record is from RefSeq and is a predicted model, not a curated record. NCBI's taxonomy places the organism in Eukaryota, Metazoa, Nematoda, Chromadorea, Rhabditida, Ancylostomatidae. The transcript has a single exon.